Molecule: messenger RNA, 753 nt
Organism: Zygosaccharomyces rouxii
Lineage: Eukaryota; Fungi; Ascomycota; Saccharomycetes; Saccharomycetales; Saccharomycetaceae
Gene: GPP2
Product: glycerol-1-phosphatase GPP2
Exons: 1
Coding region: 1-753 (250 amino acids)
Biological process (GO): response to osmotic stress; glycerol biosynthetic process
Molecular function (GO): sn-glycerol 1-phosphatase activity; beta-phosphoglucomutase activity
Source: RefSeq, a predicted model, not a curated record
AUGCCCUUGACUGAAAAACCUCUAUCUUUGAAAGUUAACGCUUGUCUUUUCGACGUUGACGGUACCAUCAUCAUCUCCCAACCAGCUAUCGCUGAUUUCUGGAGAGAAUUCGGUAAGGACAAGCCUUACUUCGACUCCCAAUACGUCAUCAACAUCUCUCACGGUUGGAGAACUUACGACGCUUUCGCUAAGUUCGCUCCAGACUACGCUGAUGAAGAAUACGCUACCAAGGUGGAAGCUGAAAUCCCAGACAAAUACGGUCAAAGUGCCAUCGAAGUCGCCGGUGCUAAGAAGUUGUGUAACGCUUUGAACGCUUUGCCAAAGGAAAAAUGGGCCGUUGCUACUUCCGGUUCCAAGAUCAUGGCCCGUAAGUGGUUCGACAUCCUAGGUAUCAAGAAGCCAAGUCUUUUCAUCACUGCUAACGACGUCAAGCAAGGUAAGCCACAUCCAGAACCUUACUUGAAGGGUCGUGACGGUCUAGGUUUCCCAAUCAACAAGGAACACCCAGAAAAAUCCAAGGCUGUUGUCUUUGAAGAUGCUCCAGCUGGUAUUGCCGCCGGUAAGGCCGCAGGUGCCAAGAUUAUCGGUAUCCAAUCUACCUUCCCAUUGGAAUUCUUGAUCGAAAAGGGUUGUGACAUCAUUGUCAAGGACCACAACAGUAUCGAAAUCGGUGGUUACGACGAAAAGACUGACGAAGUUGAAUUGGUUUUCAAGGACUACUUGUAUGCUAAGGAUGAUCUAUUGAAAUGGUAA